This is a messenger RNA of Uranotaenia lowii, 6344 nucleotides long. RefSeq lists its product as uncharacterized. Lineage: Eukaryota; Metazoa; Arthropoda; Insecta; Diptera; Culicidae. The coding region runs from base 146 to 5494 and encodes 1782 amino acids. The record is from RefSeq and is a predicted model, not a curated record. The transcript is spliced from 25 exons.
UCAUCAUCCGGGGGAUGUAUUUUUAAGCAGGCGGCCGAAAGAUUUCAACCUUUCCCAUCGCGGACCGCGCUCAGUUACGAGCGGACCUCUGACGGGAGCGGAACUUGAAUAAAGUCCCGCCCGACCAGGACCAGGACAUUCAGAGAUGAUCUUCUCGCGGAUCAGGAACCUCCUGGUGGCACCCUGGCUGUGCUAUCUGUUGAUUGUGAGUUGUAGUUUGCUAGUGAAUAAUGUAGACUGUGCAAAAAAGGCUGCCGCGGCGGCGCCCACGGAUUCCGCCACGAUCGAGGAAGUGUCCGCCAAACAGUUGGAACGGAUACUCGAGGAGAAGGAUUACGUCGCGGUGUAUUGGUAUGCGCGUAGUUGUACGACAUGUGAUACAGUAUUAGCCGAACUCGAGCACAUCGACGAUGACACCGACUCGUUCGGGGUCGACUUCGUCAAAAUCAACGACAAACGACUUGCGAAGCAGUAUGGCAUCUCGAAAUUCCCCGCCCUCACCUAUUUUAGAGAGAAAGAACCCAUCAUCUACGAUGGUGACCUCAUGGAUGAAGCUGGCGUGCUGGACUUCCUCACCUCGCUCGAAGCGAUGGAUCUUCCGGACCGGAUCGAGGAGGUCAACGCAAAAAUCUUAGCCAAGAUUAUCGAGGAUUCCGACUACGUGGCUGUGCUGUUCUGCACAAAUCACGAAAACUGUCCACCCGGAAACAACAACAAGCCCGAGUGCAAGAAAUGUAUCAAGGCCCUUCAGGAGCUGGAGAACAUCGAUGACGAGGCGGACGAGCUGGACAUCGGCUUCGUCAAGAUCCACGACGAGGAACUGGCCGACGAGUACAACCUGGGCGAGCUGCCCAAGCUGGUCUACUACCGGCACCAGACGCCGAUCGUCUACGAGGAUGAACUUCAACGCGAGGAGGAUGUCCUCGAGUGGCUCGUCGAAAACAAGGCCACUGGCGACGAAGAGGACAUCAUCGAAGAGGUGAACGCCAAAACGCUGAAAACUCUGAUUGCCAACAUCGACAAUCUUGUUGUUUUGUUCUACGACGAAGGUGACGAUGAGUCGGAGAAUGUGCUGCACGAGUUGGAAAACAUCGACGACGACUGCGCCAAGCAGGGAAUCCAGUUCGUCAAGAUCGAUGACGCUAAAGUGUCGAAGGAGUACGGCAUCGAUGAGAUCCCAGCUAUUGUCUACUUUGAGAAUGAAGUUCCCAACGUGUACGACGAUGACCUCAGCGAUGAGGAACAGAUCCUGCAGUGGCUGUUGUCGCAGCUGGAGAAGGACGAAAUCGAGGAUGUCACCGACGAAAUGUUGGACAAAUUGAUCAAGCAGGGCAAAUCGGUUGCCGUUUUGUUCUACGAUAACAACGAUAAGAAAUCGGACAAGAUCCUGGACGAACUGGAAAACAUCGACGAUGAGUGUGACAACUUGGGAAUCAAUUUCGUCAAGAUGGACGACACCGAGGAGGCCAAGGACUACGGUGUUACCAAGUUCCCGAAGUUGGUCUACUUCGAGCAAGGUGUGCCGACCGUAUUCGAAGGAGAUCUGGAGACCGAAGAGGAGGUUCUGGAGUGGCUCGAGCGUCAGACCAGCUCGGACGAGAUCGAAGACGUUACCGAUGAGAUGCUGGACAUGAUCAUCGAGAAGAUGGAACACGUCGCGGUUCUGUUCUACGACAAGGAAGAGAAGGCCUCCCAGAAGGUGCUGGCCGAGCUGGAAAACAUUGACGACGAGUGCGACCAGAAUGAUAUUGCCUUCGUCAAGAUUGACGAUGAACACGAAGCUACGGAGUGGGGUAUCGAGGAGCUGCCCACUAUGGUUCUCUUCGAAAACGGCAUUCCACACAUCUAUGAGGGUGACUUGAUGAAGGAAGAGGAACUUUUGGGCUGGUUGGUGCACCAGAAGAGACACUCGGAAAUCCCAGAAAUUACCGAUGAAAUCAAGGACAAGCUGAUGCAAACCUACGAGCAUGUUGCUAUUAUUUUCUACGAUAAGGACGACAAGCAGGAUAUUCGCGUAUUGAACGAGCUGGAGAACAUUGACGAUGAACUGGAGAAGGAAGAUAUCAUCAUUGCCCGAUUGGACAAUGCCGAAGAAGCCCGUGAGUACGGUCUGGACCACUUGCCGGCUCUGGUGUACUUCGAAAAUGAAAUCCCCGCCAUUUAUGAGGGUGACCUGAUGAAUGAGGAAGAAGUUCUGGAAUGGUUGAAGCUGCAGAAGUACUCUGCCACCAUUGAGGAAGUCACCGAUGAGAUCUUGCAGGAUUUGAUUGAAGAUCACGAGUACGUGUGCGUUUACUUCAGCGGCUCUUGCGAGGAAGGCGAGAAGUGCGACAAGAUCCUGGAUGACCUGGAAAACAUCGACGAUGAGUUGGAUGAAGCCGGAAUCAUUUUCGUCACCACUGAGGACACUGCUACUGCCAAGAAGUUCAACAUCAAGACAUUGCCCGCUCUGGUAUUCUUCCGAAACAAGGAUCCUCUGAUCUUUUCUGGUGAUUUGAACGACGAAGAUGAGGUGUUGACUUGGUUGACCGAUGAGGAAACUCUAGAGAUUCCCGGAAAGAUCGAAGAGGUCAAUCAGAAGAUGCUGGAGCGCAUCCUGUCGGAAAAUGACCACAUUGUUGUCUUCUUCUAUCACGACGAAGACAAGAAGUCGCAGAAGAUCAUCGCUGAGCUGGAGAACAUCGAUGACGAGUGCGAGGAGAAGGACAUCAACUUUGUCAAGACCUCGGACGAGGAGGUCGAUAAGGAGUAUGAUCUGGAGGAUCUGCCAGCGCUCGUGUUCUACCGCAAGAAGUUCCGCACCAUCUACGGUGGCGAUCUGAUGAACGAGGAGGAAAUCUUGGAAUGGGUUUUGGAGCAGUACGAAACCAAACCGGAAGUGAUUGAAUCGGUUGACCGCAAGACCCUUCAGGUUCUGGUCAACGAGAUUGAGCAUCUUGCCGUGUUGUUCUACGAUGAUGAUUGCGAAACUUGCCCGAAGAUCUUGGAAAAGUUGGAAACCAUCGAUGAUGAUACCGACAAACACAACAUUCAGUUCGUCAAGGCUAAUGACGAGAAACUUGCCCAUGAGAUCGGAAUCUUCUCGUUCCCAGCUUUGGUCUACUACGAGACUGGUGUCCCGAUUAUGUAUGAUGGUGAUCUCCUGAAUGAGUAUGACGUCAUCGACUGGAUAGAGGAACAAACAACGGACGAAAGUAUCGAUGAAGUUGAACGGGAGGAACUGUUUGAAUACAUCGACACCAAAGACUUCCUGGCCGUUGUUUUCUAUCUGGAAGAGGACGAAAACAGUCCGAAAAUUCUGCGCCACAUCGAGCUGAUCGACGACGAGGCGGCCGAGUACGGUAUCCUGAUGGUGAAGUGUUCCGAUCGGCUGAUGGCGAAGAAGUACGGCUUCCGGAACCCACCGGGCGUAACGUACUUCCGCAAGGGCAAGGCCAUCAACUACGACGGCGACAUCGACGACGAGGAGGAGCUGCUGGACUGGCUGACCAACCCGCACAACAUGGAAAUGAUCGACCACAUCGAGAAGGUCAACCGUAAGAUGUUCAUCAAGAUCCGACAGGCUUCCGACUAUCUGGCUGUAUUCUUCUAUAGCGACGACUGCAAACAGUGUCCUCGAGUGUUGGCCGAGAUCGAGCACAUCGACGACGAGGCCGAUGGAGCCGGUAUCAACUUCGUCAAGAUCGAUGACAAGCAGAUGGCGAAGGAAUUCGGUGUGUACGCACUGCCCGGAAUCGUGUUCUUCAAGCUCGGUGCCAAGGAUCCGGUCAUCUAUGCUGGAGAUCUGAACAGUGAGGACGAAAUCCUUAACUGGUUGAUGAUCCAGAAAAAUCCCGGCGGUGACGUUAUCGAGGAUCUGGAGGGCUCAAAACUGCUCAGUAUGAUUGAAGACUCCAGCUCGUUAGCUGUAUAUUUCUGGAACAGUACAACUUGCACAAUUUGCAAUUCAAAGAUCGCUCGAAAGCAACGAAAGGCUGCUGAGAAGCGCCGGGGAUUAAUGUUCGAACCAUCAUCAGCCGAAGCCGCAGACGAAACCGUUUCUGAAGAGAACAACGAUUCAGCAUCUGAGGAUGCUGACAACUGUGAAACGUGCUCGGGAGUGUUGGAGUCACUGGAGAAUAUUGAUGACGAUUGUGACCGGCAUGGAAUUCUGUUCGUUAAGACCGAUGACUUUUCCAUUGCUGAACAUUACGGCAUUUCUGAGUAUCCCGUUUUGGUCUACUUCGAAGAUAACAUCCCUAAUGUGUUUGAAGGAUCUUUGGACGAAGAAGAGGAAGUUUUGCAGUGGUUAAUUACCCAAAAGACUGAGGAUCGCAUCGAGCUCAUCACUCGCGUUAUGCUGGAAGACAUGGUUGAAGAAACGCAAUACCUCGCCGUCUACUUCUAUAAACAAAAAUCACCCUCUUACUGCCGAAGUUUUUGUUCAGCUGAAAACAUGCGCAAGCGCAAGGAUAUGAUUCGAGCAGGCGUAUCAGAUAAGAUCAACUGCAACAUCUGCGACCAGAUACUCGAGGGUCUGGAGGUGAUCGACGACGAACUGGACGUGUUCGGUAUCCACAUGGUUAAAAUCCAGGACCCACAGCUGGCGAAACGGUACUCGAUCAAAACUUUCCCAGCUCUGGUUUACUUCAGAAACGGCAACCCACUGAUCUACGAGGGUGAUAUGCAAAGCGAGCAGUCCGUGUUGGAGUGGCUGAUUGACGAUGACAACCGGGAACUGGCCGAUGAAAUCGAAGAGGUCAACGAACGUAUGCUGGAUCGGUUGAUGGAACAGUCCCCGCUGCUCUGUGUCUUCUACUACGAUGAAGACUGCUCCGAGUGUGAAGAUAUCCUGGAGGAACUGGAACUGAUUGAUGGAGAGGUUGAUCUGUAUGGUAUCGACUUUGUUAAGGUUGCUAGUUUGGAUGCGGCUCAUAAGUACGGUAUCACCACAAUUCCUUCGUUGGUGUACUACAGGAAACAAAUUCCCAUGCUGUACGAUGGAGAUCUUCAUGAUCAUCAGAGGGUGAUGAACUGGUUGACAUCGCAGGACGUUUUUGAAAUCAAGAACGAAAUUGAGGAGGUCAAUCGAAAGAUGCUCAACAAGCUGCUGGACGAGAACGAAUUUCUGGCUGUUUUCUUCUUCGAAGAUGAUCACGCCGAAAGCGAUGCCGUCCUGGAGCACUUGGAGCUGAUCGACAGCGAAACCGACAAUCUGGACAUCACGUUCGUCAAGAUGGGCGACCCGAGGUACGCUCGCAAGUGGGGCGUUACCAAGCUGCCAGCAAUCGUGUACUUCCGCAAACGCUUCCCCAGCAUCUAUCGCGGGGACAUGUACGACGAGCAGGACGUGCUCGAAUGGCUCCGGAAAAAUCGGUUCCGGCAGCCGGAACUGAACCUGCUGAUGUACGGAUGCAUCGCGACGGCGCUUGGCUUCGUCAUCUACACCGCGUUCCUGUUGCAGUGCUUCAAACCUGCACCUCCAGCACCUGUGCAGCAUCCGAAACAAAACUAGAUGACCUACAUACCUUUCCAACUAAAUGCUGUUUAAUGCAGUUUUUCGGCAGAGUACUACACUCUGGCAUGCAAGACAUUUUUUCGACUAUCACGUAGGUUUAGUGUAGAUACAAAUUUCAAUUGCAAAUCAUCAGCACACAAAAUGUAAAUUAUAUGAGUUGUCAAUAAAAAAAAUUUCAGCACUCGGAAGCCUAAUCGAAGCAAGUAAACGACCUUUGUGGAAACAUUCGUUCAAAAUAGAAACUCAUCUUUUUUCGUUAUUAGUAUUUGAUUCUGAUCAUGUCUAGUAGAAAUUUUCAAAACGUAGAUAGUUGUAUAAAAACAUUAUAUUGAUCAAAAAUAUGAAAAAAUAUGUGUAAAAAUUGAAACCAUGCAUUUUAGUAGGAAUAUUUUACUAAUUAAAAAAAUUACGAAACUUUAAUCUUAAGUCGUGCCGAAGAUGUUCAGCCUGACGGAGACGAAGCAACUCCACCCAGCCAGCCACCUCACCAUCAGGGGGCCGUUAUCGUAACUUGAAACGAUCAAAUCGAAAUCAUACGCUAAAUUUAAUAAAUAUACUAACGACGAGCGAUCAAGCCACAAUAACAACGGAAACCGUUAACUUAAGAACACCACAGAAGCCUCUCUUUCUUUGACAUCCCUUAACAACAGCGAAAAGAACGUUUCAACAGCAUAAACGACGAAUUGCAUCAUCUCCCAUCCGUCUUAACGUUCUACUGUAAAUAAGAUCGGUUCCUUCAUCGUUCAAUCAAAUCAACUAAAAAAAAAACAAUCAAUCAACAACUGUAAAUAUAGUUAUAUCAAAAAUACAUUAGAUGAGACACACCUCAUACAAUUGUAAUCUAGAA